AUGACAAUGUUCAGUUACAAAGUGCCUCAAUACAUUUUACAGCUGGCUAUCGUCCUCUGCCUGGUGGCUGCGGCUGCUCCCAGCUAUGGCGGGUUCUUGGGACCAUUCAGCGGGCGUGCCGGUGGAUUCGCCUUUGGCGGACUGCGAGGCGGAUUCGGUCUCCGAGGACUAGGAGCCGGCUACGGCCUGAACGGCGGAUAUGGCGGAUUGGGCGGGUACGGCUUCAACGGCGGAUACGGUGGAUUUGGCGGAUACGGCGGAUACGGCGGAUACGGUGGAUACGGCGGAUACGGCGGAUACGGCGGAUACGGCGGAUACGGCGGAUACGGCGGGUACGGCGGGGUCGGCUUCAACGGCGGAUACGCCCUUGGCGGACUGAGAGGCGGAUUCGGCCUCCGAGGACUACGAGGCGGCUACGGCUACGGCCUGAACGGCGGAUACGGCUUCAACGGCGGAUACGCCCUUGGCGGACUGAGAGGCGGAUUCGGCCUCCGAGGACUACGAGGCGGCUACGGCUACGGCCUGAACGGCGGAUACGGCUUCAACGGCGGAUACGCCCUUGGCGGACUGAGAGGCGGAUUCGGUGGACACAAGAAGCACUUCUCCAGCUACACGGACAUUGACAAAUGA
Messenger RNA from Pollicipes pollicipes, 630 nucleotides. Its product is annotated as ctenidin-1-like. The transcript has a single exon. Bases 1 to 630 code for a protein of 209 amino acids. NCBI's taxonomy places the organism in Eukaryota, Metazoa, Arthropoda, Thecostraca, Pollicipedomorpha, Pollicipedidae. The record is from RefSeq and is a predicted model, not a curated record.